CCUGGGGUGUUUGGGUUACAAGUACCGGGGCCCUAGCUGGUCACUGGUGUCUGGCUUUACACCUCCAGGCAAGGCCUUGUCCAGACUAGCCACACAUGCAAAGUGGGAUUUUAACGCUUUUACUUAGCACUAAUGUCAGGCCCCCUGUGCGUUUAGUCAAGCAACUAGACCUGAGCCUAGGCUUUGUGUGGGUGUGCACUGGGAUUGAAGCACGUGCUCUGCUGAAUCGGGGCCUUAAACAGGAUUGUUACUGCCAUCGGAGCAAGGAAAGGCAGUGAUUCCCCUCCCUUAACUCGCUCUAAGCUCUCAGUCACUGCCCGGCUGGGGCAAGCAGCAUUUUGCCCCUUGCUAUAUUUUUCUGUGGCAAUUUGCUAUAAAUAUUUGCCAAUGUGCUAUUGAGACUUUUGCAUAGUUUUGUCCUCCCUCCUACCCUCCAGGGAUUUCAUAGGGGAAAGGGAGAUGCUGGGGCAAGAGGGGGGCAGGUGAGGGAAGGGUGGAAGGGGCUACAGCACUCCCCACCCCUCAAAGCUAAUAGUUUCCUCGCUUGACGACUCCCUCAGAUGGUUUGUUAGAGGGACUGCCUUUUCCUGGACGAAAGGUGCUCAGUGGUCAAUGGCAGUGCAAUCUCUUCCCCGACCCCUGAACUUGGGGAAGCAGUGGGUCCAGGACAGGAUGGAUUCGACAGAACCUAUCUCCAGAGCAGGGAGGUAGAUUGGGUUUCCCACUGGGUUUCACAUAGACAUCAAAGCUUCUCCCCUCCAGAUGGGAGGAGAGCAUAGUGACCAGCCAUACCGCCCGCUCCCUCCCCAGGCUGGCCAAUCACCUCCUCACCUCUCUGGGAGGGGGUACCAGCUAGCUCUUUUUAGCCAAUGAGAAAGGAAUCCUUCCCGCCCCCCCCCCCCCGCCCAGCCUCCACGAGUCCUGCUGAGGGGGGUGGGGAGGAGGGGUUUAAAAUCCCAGAAGUAUCUCCAUCCCUUCCCCAGUGAGUCCCAAUGACAAGCAGGUCUGGGCCUGAUGCUAGGUGCUGGGCUCCAGGGCUUUGCUGUGGGAUUCCCAGAGGACGGCAGAGAGGAAGCCAGACACCAUGAGCUCGGUCCCCAGCCACCAGUGGCUGGACCAUGUCUUCAGCGCAGUGGAGAGCGAGUUGGAAAUGGGCCCUGAGAAAGAGGAUGCCUCGGAGAGGGAGAUCAAGGUGGUGCUGGAGGAGAAAGAGCUGUGGAUGAACUUUAAGGAGCUCACCAAUGAGAUGAUAGUCACCAAAACUGGCCGGAGAAUGUUCCCAGUGCUGAAGGUCGGCAUCUCGGGCCUGGACCCCAAUUCCAUGUACUCUAUCCUCCUGGACUUUGUGGCUGCAGAUGGGAACCGCUGGAAGUAUGUCAAUGGAGAGUGGAUUCCUGGUGGCAAGCCUGAGCCCCAGAGCCCAAGCUGCGUCUACAUCCAUCCCAAAUCCCCCAAUUUUGGGGCUCACUGGAUGAAAGCCACCGUCACCUUCAGCAAAGUCAAGCUCUCCAACAAGAUGAAUGGAGGGGGGCAGAUCAUGCUGAACUCCCUCCACAAGUAUGAGCCCCGCGUCCACAUUGUGAAGGUCGGGGGGCCUCAGAAAGCGAUCAGCAGCUUUGCUUUCCCGGAGACCCAGUUUAUUGCCGUCACUGCCUAUCAGAAUGAGGAGAUCACUGCCUUGAAAAUUAAACAUAAUCCCUUUGCAAAAGCUUUCCUGGAUGCCAAGGAGAGGUGCGAGUCCAAAGACGUUCUGGACCCCAGCAACGAAGCUCAUCAGUCUGGCUAUUCACAGCUUGGGGGUUGGUUUCUGCCAGGCACCAGCUCUUUCUGUUCCUCUCCUGCCCAGUCUGCGUUCUCAGGCAGUCCUGGCCUCUCGUCUGGCCACAGCUCAUACUGCGAGACACACUCCAGCCUGCGGAACCAGAGGGCCUCCCCUUAUCCGAGCCCAUACAGCCAGAUCAACGCCUCACCGACUAAUUAUGUAGAUAACUGCACUGGCCUCUCUAUGGUACCUGCCCCUGACAGCUGGUCUGGCCUGAGUCUCUCCACCUCUGUGGGGGUUCUACCCAGCACUGCCUCUACCACAAGUCAAUAUCCCAGCCUGUGGUCCAUCACCAGCAACUCUAUCGGUCCUGCUCCUCAGUCCAGCUCCAACCCCCAGUUCCUGAGAGGAUCUUCGGUCUCUUAUAGCAGCUUGGCCUCCAUUAUACCAGCCCCCUCCACAUCCCCAGUCUAUGACAAUGCUCUGGCAGAGGUGCCCUCGAGUGAUGGUCAGUAUGACUCCGAUUCCCGUCUGGCAUCCACUUGGGCAACAGUCACGCAGACAUUGAUGCUGAGAAGCUGCCCUCUUCCAUCUUCAAAAACAACUGGAAAGAAGCUGGCGAGGGCAAAGAAGGGGCAGCUGAACAAUGGCGUGAACCUCUACUCUCACAGCACAUAGCUGGUUGCAUAGUCCUACAAGAUGAGAACAUGUUUCAGAACCUCCGCUCUUUAAAGGUUGUGGCAUAAUAUGGAAGACAGACUCUUACAGAGCAACCAGAGGAUGAUACAGGUGGUAAUCUGUGCUCAGCAGCACUAGGGCAUGUCUCCAAGGAGAGAUUUAGCUUUCCAAACUAUGGGGGUAAAGCUAAGAAAGAUGCAACCUGUCUGACUCUCAGGAUGGUGGAGUAAAUGAGUGCUGUCUUGUAGAGCUCAUGUCCCAGCAUAACAACGUCCAGCCAGUCAGCAUGUUAUCACUUGCACACAGCAGUCCCAAACAAGGGAAAUAAGAUCUUCAAAUGUGUGGGCCCAGAUCUUGAAAAGCUAUGUUAUUAUAGAACUUCACUUGUAAAUAAACCUUUCUGAAAACUAAGUGUUGUUUGCUUUUUGCUGAAGAUUAAAACCCUCCAAGAGUUCUUACAGACGCAAGUGCUGAUAAGGGGGUUUGGAGCAAGUAUAAAAAUUUUUGGAAUAGGGCAUCCUGGCUGUAAGAAAUCACCCUCUCAAUUUACCCCCUUCCUGCUCCUCCCUUAUGGAAGUUGAUCUCAGAUACCAAGACUGUGCUUCCUCCAAAUUAAGCAGCCGACCGCAUGUGUUCCCCAGAAGUUUGGCAAAUCCUCUACUACAACUAACUAUAGGGCAAACCUCGAACUUUAAUAGAGACUCAUCCACACACAUAAUAAGCCAUUGGCCUAUUGUGACCGAUCAUUAUAGCCCCUUCCUCUACCUCUGCUCUCAAAGCUCCUUAAAAUGUGUAUGAGCCUGUUAUUCAAAUCCUUCCCAGAUCCUACUGGAAAACCAACCCAGAAAGCGGGGGGGGGGGGACACAACAAAACACCCAACAAAACAAUAUAAUGUCAUAAAAUGCAGUGCUUAGAAUGCUUAAGAGUCCAUCCAGUAUCCAUCCAGGGGACUUGAUCCUGUCCUUAUUGGGGGAUCAUGAGCUCCACGAAUCAACAGGGCUUUGCCACCUCUAGUCAGUGUGAUCCUGUGCCUCUGUACUCACUUCACCCUCCACUCCCUGCCUCUUCCUCUACGGUCACAGACCCAGAGCUACAGGUAAUAAAGUGACUGGAAUAAAAAUAUAUAUUCAUUAAUAGUAAGAAAUACUAUUCACCAUUUUAGCGUGGGUCAAACUUUACUAUGCCCCUAGGGAAAGGGGAAGAGAGAGAACACACUGUGCUUCAGUGAGAUGUCAUCUAACAAAUAUUAUAAAAAAAAAUAAAAAAUUU
Messenger RNA from Dermochelys coriacea (leatherback sea turtle), 3710 nucleotides. RefSeq names its product T-box transcription factor T-A-like. Gene Ontology annotation, molecular function: RNA polymerase II cis-regulatory region sequence-specific DNA binding; DNA-binding transcription factor activity, RNA polymerase II-specific. The record is from RefSeq and is a predicted model, not a curated record. NCBI's taxonomy places the organism in Eukaryota, Metazoa, Chordata, Testudines, Dermochelyidae. Gene Ontology annotation, biological process: somitogenesis; positive regulation of DNA-templated transcription; regulation of transcription by RNA polymerase II. Gene Ontology annotation, cellular component: nucleus.